GGUCAAACUCCACCUCUUCAUCGCUUGAGCUCCGGGCCAUCACCUGGUCUGACCCCGUUCCUUCCGAUGAAGGCACCAGAUUCGAUCCUCUUCGGCACCGGGGAAUACACCACAGGCCUCACGGCGAGUGGCCAGGCCAAGUCUGACAAGUCUUUAGGAGUCGUGGCAUUGACCUUCUUCGACCUGAGAACCAAGGGGAAAGUCGGGGACCGGAUCGCACUGGUGGGAACCAAUGCCGAGAAGGAACCCAAGAUCCAGGAGCACUUCAGGGAGAACUUGACCUUCACGAACAUCGGGAGCAAAGAGUUUGAGUUCUUUCCGAAGUCCGGACGAGAUCCCAAGGCCUACUUGAGCGCCAUCAAAGCUUUUAAGCCGGGCGACCUCUGUACCGUGUUCACACCAGAUGACACUCACUUCGAGAUCUGCAAAGCAGCCUUAGAAGGCGGACUUCACGUCCUGGUGACGAAGCCGAUGGUGAAGACCUUGGCACAGCACAAAGAGCUGGUGAGUAUCGCCAAGGCUAAGGGCGUUCUGCUGCAGAUCGAGGUGCACAAGCGCUUCGACCCCAUCUACAACGACGCGCGGCAGCGGAUUCAGAGCCUGGGCACCUUCGGGUACUUUACCAGCUUCAUGUCGCAGCCCAAGAUGCAGCUUGAGACCUUCCGCGAGUGGGCCGGCAUCUCGUCCGACAUCUCGUACUACCUGAACUCGCACCAUGUGGACUUCCACGUUUGGGCCAUGCAGGGCAUCGCCAAACCCGUCAGCGUCUACGCCACCGCGUCCACGGGCGUGGCGGAGAAGAUCCUGGGCCGGAGCUGCGAGGAUACCAUCACCUUGACGGUGACGUGGAAAAAUAGCACUGGGUCUUCGGGACAUGCCACCUACACGUCCUCUUGGACCGCCAGCAAGUCCGACGUGCACUCACAGCAGCGGUUCUUCUGUCAGAUGGAGCGGGCGGAAGUGACUGUCGACCAGGCGCAUCGUGGCUACUACGUGGCAGAAGAUGAUGUGGGGUUCAACUCCUGCAAUCCUCUCUUCAUCCGCAACAAGCCGGAAGAAGAAGAAGAAGAAGAAGCAGAAGCAGAACGACGACACCGAAACGAAGACUCCCUCGGUCGCUAUGUGGGGCAGGGCUGCUACGGGUACAUCUCCUUCGAGCGUUUCGUGGAGGCAGCGACCGCGAUCACCAAGGGCGAAGCGAAGCCGGAAGACUUCAACUCGGAGCUUCCCACGGGCUACUCCACCGUCCAGGUGACCGCGAUCUUGGAGGCUGGCCGAAAGUCUUUGGAUGAGAAGAGGGUCGUGUCCAUUCUGUACGAUGACCAGGGAGAGGUCGAUAAGUUGGAUUGAGGCAUCUUCCGCGGCAUCCGCGUCCGCCCGCGGCGCGGCGUGAUGAAGCAGGAUGAAGCAGGAUGAGGAUUCGCUGUGACAGCUUCAAUGGGAUCCUC
Molecule: messenger RNA, 1448 nt
Organism: Durusdinium trenchii
Lineage: Eukaryota; Dinophyceae; Suessiales; Symbiodiniaceae
Source: the annotation of a GenBank genome assembly